Callorhinus ursinus (northern fur seal) is the source of this 4874-nucleotide messenger RNA. NCBI's taxonomy places the organism in Eukaryota, Metazoa, Chordata, Mammalia, Carnivora, Otariidae. The record is from RefSeq and is a predicted model, not a curated record.
CGGCCAGGACUUUGGCUUUGACACGGACGGCGAGCUGGAGCUGUGGCUCUGGUGCUGGGCACCGACGCGGUCCUGGCGGAUCCCGCGUCCGAGCCGGGCGCAGGACUUUUCGCCUAGAUCAACGCAACUGCGGCGACGCCGCAAGUCCUGGUGCAGCCUCAAGACUUGGUGCAGCCACGGCGGCCGGAUUUCGCCGCCGCUGCCGCCUCCGCGCAGCCCUGCAGCUCUUGCCGGCUCCGGGAGAGCGACUCUGAGAGUUUCUCCCGCAGAAAGAGCCGGGACGCGCGGCCCGAGGCAGCCCAGCCACUGACCCACACACGCGCGGGCACCAGGAUUGGAGGCAGGGGGCCCGCGCAGUCCUGGGUUGGGCUCAGACUUCCGAGCCGCAGGUGGAAGGACGCCCCGGGAGAGCAGCGGAGAGGUGGCCAAGUGAAAGGUACUUUUGGACACCCUGGGCAUGGAGAUUUAGUGUUUGUGUUUGGUAACCGUUUCAUUCCCUGCAUCCUGAACCUUCCCUCCUUCUGUGCCAGUAAGGUUGUUGGGCUUCCUCCCUAGCCAGAGAGUUCUUCUGCGGGGGUGAGGCCUUCCCAGGCCACUGACCCUGGCCGGCAUGGGGAGCACGCUGGGCUGCCAUCGCUCCAUACCGCGGGACCCCUCGGACCUGUCCCAUAACCGCAAGUUCAGCGCCGCCUGCAACUUCAGCAACAUCCUGGUCAAUCAGGAGCGGCUCAACAUCAACACGGCCACGGAGGAGGAGCUGAUGACCCUGCCUGGCGUGACCCGUGCGGUGGCUCGCAGCAUCGUGGAGUACCGCGAGUACAUCGGUGGCUUCAAAAAGGUGGAGGACCUGGCGCUGGUCAGCGGCGUGGGUGCCACCAAACUGGAGCAGGUCAAGUUUGAGAUCUGCGUGAGCAGCAAGGGCAGCUCUGCGCAGCACUCUCCCAGCUCCCUGCGGCGGGACCUGUUGGUGGAGCAGCAGCCUCACCACCUUGCCACGGCCGUGCCCCUAACCCCGCGUGUCAACAUCAACACGGCCACCCCGGCUCAGCUGAUGAGCAUUCGCGGCCUCACGGAGAAGAUGGCUGUCAGCAUCGUGGACUACCGCCGCGAGCAUGGGCCCUUCCGCAGCGUGGAGGACCUGGUGAGGAUGGGCGGUAUCAAUGCUGCCUUCCUCGACAGGAUCCGGCAUCAGGUGUUUGCAGAGAGGUCCAGGCCCCCGUCUACCCACACCAAUGGAGGCCUGACCUUCACCGCUAAGCCUCACCCCAGCCCUACCUCACUAAGUCUGCAGAGUGAGGACCUGGACCUGCCACCAGGGGGGCCCACCCAGAUCAUCUCCACCCGCCCUUCCGUGGAGGCCUUCGGAGGCACAAGGGAUGGGCGGCCAGUGCUGAGGCUGGCCACCUGGAACCUGCAGGGCUGCUCAGUGGAGAAGGCCAACAACCCUGGGGUGCGAGAAGUGGUGUGCAUGACACUCUUGGAAAACAGCAUCAAGCUUCUAGCUGUGCAGGAACUACUUGACAGAGAGGCCUUGGAAAAGUUCUGUACGGAGCUAAACCAGCCUGUCCUGCCCAACAUCCGCAAGUGGAAGGGGCCUCGGGGAUGCUGGAAGGCCGUUGUUGCUGAGAUGCCCUCCACUCAGCUCCAGAAGGGGGCCGGGUUCUCUGGAUUCCUGUGGGAUGCUGCAGCCGGGGUAGAGCUGAGAGAUGCCACCUCGCAGGAAAAUUCGCCUGGUAAUGGGCACGGGAAGCCGAUGGGGCCCAGCCUGUACCUUGCGCGGUUCAAGGUGGGAAGUAAUGACUUGACCCUUGUGAACCUUCACCUGGCGGCCUUGACCCUCCCAGGGGGCGAGAAUCCUAGCAGGAAUCACAGUGACAGCCACCGUUUGGCUGGCUUUGUACAGACCUUGCAGGAAACCCUGAAAGGAGAAAAAGACAUGAUUUUUUUAGGGGAUUUUGGCCAGGGUCCUGACAGCAGUGACUAUGAUAUCUUGAGGAAAGAAAAAUUCUACCACCUGGUCCCUGCGCACACCUUCACCAACAUCAGCACCAAGAAUCCCCAAGGCUCAAAGUCUCUGGACAACAUCUGGAUCAGUAAAAGCUUAAAGAAGGUUUUCACAGGUCACUGGGCCGUAGUGAGAGAAGGCCUCACGAACCCUUGGAUUCCAGAUAACUGGUCCUGGGGCGGAGUGGCUUCUGAGCACUGCCCCGUGCUGGCUGAGUUGUACACCGAAAAGGAUUGGAACAAGAAGGAAGGCCCUCGGAACGGCAACGGGGUCCCGUUGGAGCGAAGUGAAGCCCACAUUAAGCACGAGCGAUGAUGGUGCCCAGUCUGUCUCUCCCCCUCUGAGCCUGGAGGGCCCCAGGCGAGGGAGUUCACCCUUCUAGGUGAAGACGCAGAGCCAGAACUGCGGUUUUGGUUUUCAGCUUGACACUAGCCCCUGGGCCUCGACCUGCCUGCCUUCUCUGUGGACGUUCUUGGACCAUCAGAAGCACAGUGGGGAACCGAGAUGUCUUGUAACCUGGGGAUGCCGUCCCCCUCCGCAUACGUGGGCAGGCUGCUGCCCCUGGGUGGCAGCAUGCACAGAACCCUAAUGGGGCUGACGGGGCAAGAGAGGGCGGUCUCAGGCCGCCAGGCCGGGUCUGAGCCAUGCCAGAAGCGCUCGUUUCUGACCACCGGUCCAUGAUGCUCUGGCAGCAGAUUGCAUAAAGCUUUUAACUGUGAGCUGAGCACUCUUCUCAAAUAUUUUGAGUGGUGACUUUUAGUUUUGUUUUGAAAAAAUAAACAGAGAUGAACCUGCCUGGUUGCAGUGAGCGUCCCGGGGGUGGGUUCCCGAGCUGCGGGUGUUCUGUGCCCACUUCCAGUGCCUCUGUGAGGCUGUGGUCCAGGAAGCGUGCUCCUUUACACCCCCCACUUCGCAGAGAUGCCUCUUACACCCCUGUCGAUCCCCUGAGGUCACCAGAAAAUCCUUCUAGGACCUUCUCCCUCCUAGCGUGUCCUUUAUCUUCUGACCCCUUUGCUAGACUGUCUUGUACCUCGAGCACCAUUUGUGCCUCCGGACAUUCAGCAUAGGUCCCCUGGUGCUGGAUUAGAAUUCUCUCAGAAUGAUCCCACUUCCUCCCUCCCUCCCCACCCACUUUCAUCUUCAAUCCGAUUCCUAGCCCAGAGCCGCCGCAUGGUGAUUCUGAGGACGAUCUGUUGAUUCUGGAUCUACAGGAAGCUAAGCCUGGGAGUAUUGAAAGAGGGUUCAUUUUUGUGGGGGUUGGGGGUGGGCAGGGGGACAUGCCCAUGCCAAUGGCCCCUAGAUACCCCCUCCCUUAGCUGGUGUGGUUCUCCCUCAGGUCUCCUGUGAGACCAGAUUAUAACACCCAUUUUACAGCCAAAGAAACCAAGGCUUAAAGAGUGCUUAACCUUCUGCAGGUCACAUAACCGGUAAGUAAAUAGAUGGGAUCCAAACCCAACCCAAAAGCCCAUGCCCACGUGUCCAUUCUCUGCUUGCCAACACCAAUGCCAUGAAAGCAGCAACACUGAUAGUGAAUGUGUGAAUCAUGAGCCUAGAUUAUGAGUUAUUCCAGGUCACCAUGGAAGCUGGGGGUUUAUUCCUCCCUCCACGCUGAAAACGUGGUGUGGACCAGUACCCAGAAACUGUUGUCGCCACACAGUGUGAACCCAGUGGCUUGGGGCUGGGACUACAUGCAGUGAAAGAGGCUUCUUUUCCACCAAAGACCAUCUUUUGGACCACCCAGCUCCAAGGAGCAUCACUGACUGUGGGCCCAGGAGGGAAGUCCUCCGGGCGCUCCAAGGGUGCCUGGGCAUCAGCCGUGCCGCUCCGAGGGACCAUCUCCAGUGGGAGGGAGCCAGUGAGCAGGGCCCCCGGGGCCAUCGCUCCGUUCUGCUGCACCAGCCGCACCCUUUACUGUCCCCAGACUUAGCAGGGGGUGCUCGGAAGAUGUCAAGGGAAGCAAAAUGGGCAUGGCCCUUAAGAGCGGGCUACAUUCUUCGUGUUUCUUUGGAUCUAAGGGUUGGAGUUCUCCCCCAGUGCUCCCGCGCAGAUAACCGUCCCAGUGGAGUGAGAGAGCACCCCGCCCGGCAGAGGUCGCCACCAUCUGGAAUGGGAGGUGACCACUUAAGAUUUAGUGUUUUCUAGGGGUUUGCGGACUGAUGCUGAGAAGGGCUGAAGCUUGUUCACAGGCUACUGCUGGGUCCAAGCCAGGACCUAGUUAACAAAACACUGUUUUCACAAUCAUCUUGGAUGAGUUUGAAGAUGAAGUUAGAAAAUGCUACACCAAAGCUGAAACUGGAUGAUUCUGCUACAAGGAAAUAUGCUUGAGGGGUCAAGAGUGGUCUUCCAAUAUCUGGUUAGUGUUGGCACAAUAUGCCCCAACCCUGCACAGAAUCUACAGGCCACACUCCAGCCAUCAUGACACAUGUGUGCGUGCCUUAAUGCUCCAAAGGGCCUGGCCUGCUACUUACCAAAGGAAAUGAGGGACCCUCAUGUUUUCAAUAACUGCCAAUCCUUUCAAGCGAUCCACAUCUUCAUAAGAGACCUGAAAAAAGGAAGGAAACUUCAAACACAUAGUCUAAAAACAAUCUGAAUCUUAUUUAAUCAUUAAAUCAAGCCUGAGGAAAUGAUGACCUGGUGUGUUGUAGACGACAUGCCACUGGUUUCACUCACCUUCCCCAGGGCGGUCAGAAGAUGAAAGUCAAUGGUCUCUCUGUAUCGGAGGAUUUGCAGGAUACCAUCCAAGUAUACCUGGUCUUUACUGAAGCACCCUGGAGGAAGACAAUAGGUUUUAUUUUCUAAGUAAUUAGAUACUAACACAGUCCCUUUACUGUAGGCUUCAGUCCUGAAUAAAAAUAAAAAUGGCAAAUUA